AUGGGGAGACAGUGGUGUUUAUGGAGUAAGGACUGGACCUCCUUGGUAAAACUAUGGAUUCCUUUACUGCUAGGCCUUCAUCUUAAGUCGUCGCAAGCCUCCAGCUGUCCCAAAGAGUGCCGCUGUGAUCGGACGUUUGUCUACUGCAAUGAGCGGAGCCUGACCUCAGCGCCUCUGGGGAUCGGUGAGGGCUACAAAACCCUCUACCUCCACAACAAUCAGAUCAACAACGCCGGCUUUCCCCUGGAGCUCCACCAUGUGGCCUCUGUGGAAACGGUGUAUCUCUAUGGCAACGAGCUGGACGAGUUCCCCAUUAACCUGCCCAAAAAUGUCAAAGUUCUCCAUCUACAGGAGAACAACAUCCAGACCAUCUCCAGAGCAGCUCUGGCUCAGCUUCUUUGGCUGGAGGAGCUGCAUUUAGAUGAUAACUCAAUUUCUACUGCUGGGGUGGAAGACGGGGCUUUCCGUGAAGCUGUGAGCCUGAAGAUGCUCUUCCUCACCAAAAACCACCUGAGCAGUGUGCCCAUCGGUCUCCCAGAUGAUCUGAAAGAGCUGAGGCUGGAUGAGAACCGGAUUGCAAUCAUUGCAGAGGAGGCGUUUGAGAAUGUCACUAGACUGGAGCGUCUGCUGUUGGAUGGAAACUUGCUGACGGAUGAAGGGAUCUCACCUGGAACCUUUCAGGACUUGGUCACAUUGAGGGAGCUGUCCCUGGCCCGUAACUCCCUGACCUACCCUCCUCCGUUCCUCCCUGGGGAGGUGCUUGUUAAAUUAAACUUCCAGGAAAAUCAAAUGAACCAGAUCCCCGUGCAAGCGUUUGCAGCUUUGCACAAGCUGGAAAGGCUGGAUCUUUCUACCAACCUGCUGCAUCUGCUGCCCCGAGGCGUGUUUGAUGGCCUUGUGAGCCUCAAACAGCUCACCGUCCGGAACAACCCCUGGCUCUGUGACUGCAGCGUGCAAUGGGUGGUGUCGUGGCUCAAAUCUCUGCCCGCUUCACUGAACGUGCGUGGUUUCAUGUGCCAUAAACCAGAGAGGUUCCGGGGCAUGGUGAUCAGGGAGCUGAGUGCUGAUCUGCUUCAGUGCUCGGUGGCCACUUCUUUGCCUGAUGCUACUUUGAAUCCGUCUCUUUCUGCCUCCACAGACUCCACUGUGCUCCCUCGACAUGUUUCAUCCUCCUUCUCCUCCAGAAGACCCAUCCCCACGUUUCCAACCCUCUACUCCAUCUACACAACACGGGAAGAGGGGAUGAGGACUAAACAACCCCUGCAGGUCACUUUCACCAUUUUAAACGGGUCAGCUAUUCAAGUGCGCUGGGUGGCUUUGUUUCCAGUCACUGCCUACAAGGUAACCUGGGCCAGGAUGGGCCCCAGUCUGACCGGCGACACGGUCAGAGAGAGGAUAGUGGGUGGGGAUCAUCGGGGAAUACGACUGGCUAAUCUUGAACCAAAGUCCACGUAUCGGAUCUGUGUCAUUCCCUUGGAUGCUUUUAAUAACUACAGGCCCAAGGACGACUCGGUGUGCACGGAGGCCGUGACCACCGCAGCCUUUUUCAGCCCCGAUAACAACAACAGACGAUCCGAGCCGGAGCAGGCCACGCAGAGAGAGUCCAACUCACCGUUCCUGCUGGCCGGGCUAAUCGGAGGAGCUGUGAUCGUGGUGCUGGUGCUCCUGCUCAGCAUCUUCUGCUGGCACGUGCACAGAAAGAGCCGCUCUGAGUGGAAAUACAACCGGGGACGUAGAAAAGAUGACUACUGCGAGGCGGGCACCAAGAAAGACAAUUCCCUCCUGGAAAUGACAGAAACAGGCUUCCAGAUAGUCUCGCUCAACAACGAGCAGCUCCUCAAGGGGGAUUUUCACAUUCAGCCAAUUUACACCCCUAAUGGGGGCAUCGGUUUCAGAGACUGCCCCCCAGGGAACAACAGCACAGUUUACUGCAAGAACAAUGUUCAGGAUGCAGAUUUUUGUCAUUCAUGA
Messenger RNA from Nematolebias whitei (Rio pearlfish), 1971 nucleotides. RefSeq names its product leucine-rich repeat transmembrane protein FLRT2. The coding region runs from base 1 to 1971 and encodes 656 amino acids. The transcript has a single exon. Gene Ontology annotation, molecular function: protein binding. The record is from RefSeq and is a predicted model, not a curated record. Lineage: Eukaryota; Metazoa; Chordata; Actinopteri; Cyprinodontiformes; Rivulidae.